CACACCUGCAGCGGUGGGACCAGUAUGAGCCCAGCGUCACGUCCCCAGUUCCUCCUCCUCCUGCAUCUCCAGCGAGCAUCAAUAUAAACCCAGACGGCGGCCCACAGACGGCGACGACUCCGACCGCUGAGGAGACGCCUGAACGCAUCGCAGACACCGGCCUUCCUCGUCCUCAUCCUCCAUCUGAGCUGCAGACGCUGAUUGGCCGACUCCAUCAUGCUCCGCCCCCUGCUCUACCUGGUCGCCCUCAUCACCCUCGCAGGUGCUAAGCAGACCUUGACGGCCUCCACAGAGUUGGACAUCAGCUCCUGUCCCAUCACCAUAUAUGGGCAGAGAUACGAACAGGCCUUUGUGAACUACACCUCUCAGAACCUGGUUAUCUGCUUCAAGGGCUUUUACGGCUCUGGAACCAAAGAUGACUGCAUCCUUGGACCUCUUCCUGACUCCAAGAAUGCAGAAUUCGACCAGUUCCAGAGGAUUCCCCUUUUAGAAACCAUUGUGCAGUACAACGUCCCGACCAUCAAGACCAGAAUGGACUGCUACCUUUCUAUCUCCUACCAACACAAAGGAGGCUAUACCACCCUGGCGCUGAUUAAGUUCGGACCUCUUUCGGUUCUUUAUGUGUACACUCCUGUUGAGGGCACCGUGGUGGUGGACAUUCAGGUGGACGGAACGACAGCAGACCAGGUGACAGUCACCAACACCCCGUCCAGCAGACAGACUCGUGGGUAUCUGGACAUCAGCGGCUGCAGACACUCAGGUGCUGUGUAUAAACCUGCCACAGAGGUGAACUCACCUGAAACCUGCUUCAGCCUCACCUGUGAUGAAGAUCUGGUCCUCAAAACCUCAUCCUGUGGUCCUAUGGACCGUUGCCUUGGAAACGGCAGCUGCAUCCCAGCGGCCCUGUAUGACUCCAUAUUCAAUCCCAAACUGGACUUGGUGUGCACUGUGACGGGACCCGCCCUCAUAGACUUCCACGGCCUCCUGACCUCUGUGAGGGAUCGCUGUACCUACUCUCUACUGUCCCUCCCUUCAGCCCCAGACUUCCAGGUUCUGGCCAACUUCCAGGAACGGCACCGAAAAGACGUGAGCUUCCUGGACAGCGUGACGCUGCGGCUGGAUGGGCCGGGUGUCCAAAUCCACCUGAAACAAGGCGGAAGAGUUCAGGUGAAUGAUGCGCCACUGAGCCUCAGCACCUCGGCUCAGAUGGUUCAUGGGGUGGAGCUUUCCAAGGACCUCACCGGAGUCACUGCCCGGGUCUCUGUGUCCAAUUUCACCAUCUAUGUCUUCUUUGAUGGCUACACCAUGCAGAUCCACCUGCAAGGACCCGUUGGGUCGGCUUUGCACGGUCUCUGUGAAAACUCCAGCAGAUCUUUGGCAGACCUCAGGGUGCCUGAGUCAAACCCCGACAGCUGCCUGAUUCAGUACAACGACACAGAAGAGUCUAUGAUCAACUGCACCAAAAUGACGGAACACUGUAACCUUCUGAAAAAGGAGCCCUUUGCUUCCUGUGACAUCAACCCAGAGCCGUACAUAACAGCCUGCACUACCACUCUGUGCAGCUACCCUGACCGAGAUGCCCUCAAGUGUCAGUUCCUGGAGGCCUAUGCCAGAACCUGCAAACUGCAGCGCAAUGCCACCCUGGUCGACUGGAGGUCCAAGGCUAAGUGCUUGUACCCUCAAGCCUUCUGUCAGGACAGAACCUGCAGUGACCACGAGUUCUGUGGAGAGAAGUCUGUGGGUGGUGACAAUCGCUGCUUUUGUCGAGCCAUUUUCGCCUCUAAGUACAGGGAUCAAAAUGCUUUGGGUGAUCCAACAGUCUGCAACCAGACCUCUGGUUCCCUGACUUUGGUCAACUGCCUCCUGGAGGAUGAAGGCCUUGACUACAUUGCCCUGCACCUCAAAGACCCGACCUGCAGGGGCCACAUGGACGAGGAGACCCACCUGGUGACGUUUAGCUUCAGCGAUAUCAACCGUUGUGGGACGGAGGUCAUGAGCAGCAACAACCAGAUAAUCUACCAGAACACCAUAAGCAACCACAACAGCUCCUCCAGCAUCAUCACCAGGAAAGACCAGGUCUUCAUUGACUUCUCCUGCGUCUACAUGAAGGAGGCCAUGAAGGCUUUUAAAGUCAGAAGCAGGUGUGUUACGGACUGUGGAACCAAUGACGCCAGCUCUAUAAUCAAAGUCAGUACCUCAGGGGUUUGGAAUUACACUCUGACCAUGAAGGCCUACACCGACGCUGCGCGCACAAGGCCGGUGGACUCCAACACAGAAGUCCGGCUUGAUGAGAAGAUCUGGGUGGAGCUGAAGACUGAGGGGUUGGAUGGAGACCUGAUCUCCGUGGUGACUGAAUCCUGCUGGGCAACCAAUCAGGAAUCAGAGACAGGAAGCCUGAGAUAUGACCUGAUCAAGAACGGCUGUGCCAAUCCCGCUGACCCGACUGUAACGGUGGAAGGAAACGGAGAAGGAACCUCCAGCUACUUCUCCUUCAACAUGUUCCAGUUCUCCGGGAAGUCCGGGAACAUCUACCUGCACUGCAAGUUGCAGCUGUGCAUCAAACAAGGGAACAGCUGCAUCCCGAAGUGUAAUGGAGCUCGAACUCGAAGGUCCAUCAGGUCCAGAUAUGAAGCCUCCGCUCUCAUCAGCAUGGUUUGGACCAACUAGGUCAGACGGCGG
Messenger RNA from Cyprinodon variegatus (sheepshead minnow), 2679 nucleotides. Its product is annotated as alpha-tectorin-like. NCBI's taxonomy places the organism in Eukaryota, Metazoa, Chordata, Actinopteri, Cyprinodontiformes, Cyprinodontidae. The transcript has 18 exons. The coding region runs from base 217 to 2667 and encodes 816 amino acids. The record is from RefSeq and is a predicted model, not a curated record.